GUGAGAGAGAGGGAGAGAGAGAGAGAGAGAGAGAGAGAGCGAGAAAGAGAGAGAGAGCGAUGGGGGAGGGAGGAGAAAGAAAGGAAGAGAGGGAGAGAGGGAGAUUGAUCAUUUGAGCAUCCUGGGCCUCGCGUUCCUUGGAGAACAUUUUUUUUCCCACUACUAUCCAAAAACGUCUUUUUCUUUUUCUCAUUCCCAUCUUUUUCUCGGACUGAAGGCUGAUUUUUUUUUUAACAUAUUUUUUUUCUCUCGCUCUCUCUUUUCUUUUUUUUUUUUUUUGUGGGGGGGUUAUUCUCACCCAGGAGACGUGCCAUCGCCACCACCACCAACACCACCUCCACCAGCAGCAGCAGCGGCGGCGGCGGCAGCAGCAGCAGAGGAAUAUCUCCCCAUAUCCCAUCCCGGGCACGUCGGAUAAGCUGCAGCAGCGAAAACACGAGGCGAAUAUUGCGGUGGACGGGAACGGGAACAUGCUCCGUGGGAUUUCACACCUCUCGUCCCGGCAGGGAGGCACUUUGGGCUUGUUAUGGGGGUGACCGGAAGGAGAGAGUGACAGAGGAACAGUGAUGCUACUGUUUACAUAACGAGAGACUCUCACACACACACACACACACACACACACACACACACACACACACACACACUCAAACACACACACACAGAUACACAUACACAAACACACACAUGCUCCAAUUGCCAGUCCAGGCCAUACACACUGGCUUAAACACUUCCACACAUACAUACACACACAGACACGUAUUCAAGGGACUCUCGGACUGAGUCACCACACACUCAGAGGCACAGAAUCACUGACUCACACGCAGGACUGAACACACACAAGAGGAAAAGGUUGUUCGGACUGUGUGCUAUGGGCCAGGCUGAGCAGCAGCUGUGUGCAAGUGUUGGAUACCUCUGAAGGGUCAGCGCAACUGCAACCCAUCGCCCUCCCCCGAUCCUUUCCUCGUCCCCUCUCAUCCCUCAUCUCCCAGCUACCCCUAAACACGCCGUCAUGUCCGAGCAAAGGACCAGGAGAACUCCCUCUCCUCUUCUCCCAUCCUUUUCUGCCAUUCUCUCCCUCUGCCUCUCCCUCUCUCUUUACCCGGCCUCGUCAUCGGGGCAGCAGACUGUGCCUGUCAUCUCCACUGCGCAGGGCCGUAUCCGGGGUAUCCUGACGCCGCUGCCCUCCGACCUCCUGGGGCCUGUCAUCCAGUACCUGGGAGUACCAUAUGCGAGGCCUCCCACGGGGGACCGGCGCUUCCAGCCGCCCGAGCCUCCCUUACCCUGGCCGGGAAUACGUAAUGUGACACAGUUUGCUCCCGUGUGCCCGCAGUCGCUGGAUGAGAGGAGCAUGCUGGGAGAUAUGAUGCCGUCUUGGCUCACAGCCAACCUGGAUAUAGCCGCGACGUACCUCACGCACCAGAGCGAGGAUUGUCUCUACCUCAAUAUCUACGUCCCCACUGAGGAGGACAUCCAUGAGGAGGGGGGUCAGCGGCCGGUGAUGGUCUACGUCCACGGGGGCUCGUACACAGAAGGCACCGGGAACAUGAUGGAUGGCAGUGUGCUGGCAAGCUAUGGCAACGUCAUAGUCAUAACCCUCAACUACCGCCUCGGAGUACUGGGAUUCCUCAGCACAGGUGACCAGGCGGCGAAAGGGAACUACGGCCUGUUGGAUCAGAUCCAGGCGCUGCGCUGGGUGAAGGAGAACAUCGCAGCAUUCGGAGGAGACCCGGGCAGGGUCACCGUGUUUGGAUCCGGGGCCGGAGCCUCCUGUGUCAGCCUGCUCACCUUGUCUCACUACUCCGAGGACCUGUUCCACAGAGCCAUCAUCCAGAGCGGCAGCGCCUUAGCCAGUUGGGCCGUCAACUACCAGCCCAGCAAGUACGCCCGGCAGCUCGGUGAGAGGGUGGGCUGCGGCAUCGACGACAGCACCCAACUGGUCGCCUGCCUCCAGGGCCGGAGUUACCGCGAACUUGUGGAGCAGAACAUAACGCCGGCCAAGUAUCACACGGCUUUUGCCCCGGUGAUUGAUGGUGAUGUUAUACCAGAUGACCCCCAGAUUCUGAUGGAGCAGGGAGAGUUUCUGAACUACGACGUGAUGCUCGGGGUUAACCAGGGUGAGGGCGUGAAGUUUGUGGAGGGCAUUGUGGACUCAGAGGACGGUGUCACGGCUGAGGACUUUGACUUUGCUGUGUCAGACUUUGUGGAUAGCUUGUACGGAUACCCAGAAGGCCGAGAUACGCUGAGAGAGAGCAUAAGGUUCAUGUACACGGACUGGGCCGACCGCGACAAUGCAGAAACCCGGCGGAAGACUCUGGUCGCCCUGUUCACGGACCACCAAUGGGUGGCGCCGGCGAUCGCCACAGCCGACCUUCACGCCCAGUACGGAUCCCCAACCUACUUCUACUCCUUCUACCACCACUGCCAGAGUGACGCCACGCCGCCCUGGGCUGACUCUGCACACGGUGACGAGGUGCCCUACGUGUUUGGAGUGCCCAUGGUGGGACCCACUGAUCUGUUCAACUGUAACUUCUCCAAGAACGACGUGAUGCUGAGUGCUGUAGUCAUGACUUACUGGACCAACUUUGCCAAGACCGGUGACCCGAACCAGCCGGUCCCUCAAGACACCAAGUUCAUCCACACUAAACCGAACCGCUUUGAAGAAGUGGCCUGGUCCAAGUACACCCCGAAAGAGCAGCUGUACCUCCACAUUGGCCUGAAGCCUCGAGUCAGAGACCACUACCGUGCCACCAAAAUCUCCUUCUGGCUCCAACUGGUCCCUCACUUGCAUCAUGUCAACGAACUCCUCCAGUCGGUGUCCUCCUUCACUCACAGUCCCUCUCCACAGGAUGACACUCCGUAUUCAUACACUAAGCGUCUGGCCAAAGGUUGGCCGCCCAGCAGCACGCGUCAUCCAGGUUCGCAAGGAGGAACUCCACAGCCGCCAGAGUCUGCUCUGGGCCAAGGUGGAGAGGAAAACGGGGUUCGUGUCCCUAAUGAGGACUACUCCACUGAGCUCUCAGUGACGAUCGCAGUGGGAGCGUCACUGUUGUUCUUAAACAUCCUGGCAUUCGCUGCUCUACUGUACAAGAAAGAUAAGAGGCGUCUGGAGCAUCGCCGGCCACGUCCGCUUCCUCCCCCGAGACGGGACAUCACACCUGCGGAUGUCGCUGCCCACCUGCAAGGGGAGGGACUGAUGUCAUUACAGGUGAAGCAGCUGGAGUGUGACGCCGCAUCAGCAGACGAGAGGAACAACGCCCACCACCAUCACACUCUGGACACGCUGGACGCCCUGGACGGCUUGGACACGCAGGACAUCUACAGCACGCUGGACACUGUGCGCCUCACCUGCCCGCCUGACUACACACUCACCUUGCGCCGCUCGCCUGAUGACGUCCCCCUCAUGACCUCUCUGACCCCGGGGUCGCUGCCUGUGACCCCCGGGUCGCACCCUGUUACCCCGGCGACGCCGAUGACCCCCAUGACGCCCGGAUCGGUGGUGGGGAUGAGGAUGGGGCAUCCACACCAGGGAUACACACACCACAGCCCAUAUAGCAAUACACACUUGCCACACACACACAUCUCCACGCACACACACUCCACCACGCGUGUAUAA
Acanthopagrus latus (yellowfin seabream) is the source of this 3613-nucleotide messenger RNA. Its product is annotated as neuroligin-4, X-linked-like. The transcript is spliced from 9 exons. Lineage: Eukaryota; Metazoa; Chordata; Actinopteri; Spariformes; Sparidae. Gene Ontology annotation, cellular component: cell surface; synapse; postsynaptic specialization membrane. Gene Ontology annotation, molecular function: signaling receptor activity; neurexin family protein binding. The coding region runs from base 1010 to 3613 and encodes 867 amino acids. The record is from RefSeq and is a predicted model, not a curated record. Gene Ontology annotation, biological process: synaptic vesicle endocytosis; neuron cell-cell adhesion; presynaptic membrane assembly.